This is a messenger RNA of Sinocyclocheilus rhinocerous, 771 nucleotides long. RefSeq names its product ubiquitin thioesterase zranb1-B-like. The annotation marks the transcript as partial. Lineage: Eukaryota; Metazoa; Chordata; Actinopteri; Cypriniformes; Cyprinidae. Gene Ontology annotation, molecular function: K63-linked polyubiquitin modification-dependent protein binding; cysteine-type deubiquitinase activity. Gene Ontology annotation, cellular component: cytoplasm; nucleus. The record is from RefSeq and is a predicted model, not a curated record. The transcript has a single exon. Gene Ontology annotation, biological process: protein K29-linked deubiquitination; cytoskeleton organization; protein K33-linked deubiquitination.
ACCUACGAGAACUGGCCGUCCGCCAUCAAAUGCACCAUGUGCCGGGCCCAAAGGCACAACGCGCCCAUCAUCACCGAGGAACCCUUCAAGAGCAGCUCCAGCCUGGAUCCGCAGUUCUGCACCACCCAGCUCAUCUGCCCUGACUCCAGCGCCCGGCCUCGGGUGCGGAUCGCCGACGAGCUGCCCGAGACCAGCAGCAAAUGGUCCUGCCACAUAUGCACCUAUCUGAACUGGCCCCGUGCAAUCCGCUGUACGCAGUGCCUCAGUCAGAGGCAGCAGGGCUCCCAACACGGCCCGCUCAGUCCGUCUGAAGCCCCACAGACCUCGGACUCGGGGUCCAGAUCUACUCCGGUCACCUCGGAUCCGUGCGAGGAGUAUAACGAUCGGAAUCGGCUCAACAUGCACGUGCAGCGUUGGCCGUGCUCGGCUUGCACCUAUGAGAACUGGCCGAAGAGUCUGAGGUGUGUGGUUUGUGACCACCCUAAACCCAGCGUUUCGCCCGAGGCGCCUCAGCAGGAUUCGGAGGCGGAGAGUGCCACGUCCCCGUCGAUAGUGAAUGAGCAGGAGCGGGAUAACCUGAGGACAGCGGGGGGAGGGGGGGUGAGCAGGGGGAGGCAGAGGAAACUCUCUCCACCUACGUGUAAAGGACAGGCGGAGGUGAAGAUCGAGCUGGCAUCGGGAGCGGUGGGCAGCGAUAACGAGCAGGAGGCGGACUUUAAAAAACUCAAACAGAUCCGGAACAGGAUGCGGAGAAGCGACUGGCUCUUCCUG